AUGUCAAAGUACUUUCCACCAAGCGGCUCUCGAACGAAGAGAAGCAGGCCAAGAAUCGCCUCUUCGUCAAGCGCUGCUACUACAAAAAACGCGAGGCACUUAAGAACCUGCGUCGAGGAAGUGGCCCAGCUUGAGAGCGAGUUCGCCUUUGUACUCCAGCGCUGGCAGCGACAGAACGAAAAGUCAGCCGAAGCCUUCCGCGACGGCAAGCGCUGCAUCACACCGCAAGACUUGUACGCUGAGCUCACGACUGUGCGUAGCUCGCUUGUCGAAGAGCAGCAACAACUGAACCUGCGCAUUGCGGAUCGCCAUCUUUUCCGCCAGCGUCUACAACAGCUCUACGAGCCUACGCGCUGA
Peronospora belbahrii is the source of this 357-nucleotide messenger RNA. Lineage: Eukaryota; Oomycota; Peronosporomycetes; Peronosporales; Peronosporaceae. The record is from the annotation of a GenBank genome assembly.